GUUACCGCGAAGGAAAAUCUAAUCCAUCUAGCCCCAGUGCACUUGGUCUCCCAGAGCCAGGUGAACUACCUUUGACUGUUUCCCUAGGAUUAUGUCACCCACCAAGGUAACUUUCUGUUUCAGUAGGCGAUGUUAAGAAACAGAACAACACCCUUUAAGUUAAUCACUUUUGGAAAAUAGAGAAUGGCUUUAUAUCCCAAGGCUUUGAUGUGUUUAGCGGUUCCUGUGAGGCUCUGCCUCCCUUUUGUUUUGAUUGACGAGACCUUUCCUAUAUAUUUGAGCAAUCAAGCAGCCCAGUAACAGAGGGUAGAGGCAUUUACCCAGAGCAGACUUGUACCGCUCAUCGUGACUUUCCAAAGCCUUGGGUGCAGGUUUCAGCUUUAAAGAAGAGGCAGCUCCAGUAAAAUCAGUAUGAGGCUGGCAUACCUCUUCCUUGGCCCUGCGGCCCUCCUCCUCCUGGCUGGCUGCGGCUGUGUCCUCAGCACCUCCGGCGGGAACCUGCACACGUUUGUGGGCUGUGCGGUGAGAGAGUUUACUUUCCUGGCCAAGAAGCCCGGCUGCAAGGGCCUUCGGAUCACCACGGAUGCCUGCUGGGGCCGCUGUGAAACCUGGGAGAAGCCCAUUCUGGAACCCCCCUACAUUGAAGCCCAUCAUCGAGUCUGUACCUACAAUGAGACAAAACAGGUGACGGUCAAGCUGCCCAACUGUGCCCCGGGAGUCGACCCCUUCUACACCUACCCCGUGGCUGUCCGCUGUGACUGUGGGGCCUGCUCCACUGCCACCACGGAGUGUGAGACCAUCUGAAGCUGGGCGACCCUCAGAACACAGCUGGCGGCCUGCGGCCUCACGGACCCACCUGCACGGGCAGCACAAGCAGCUAUACCCCCUGCACUCAAGGACUGUUUAAUUUCGACCCUACUUGUGGAGGAGGUUACCUGUCUCCCUGACCCACCCUCAGGCGCCAGGCCGAGGCAGCAUACUUAUGCUAAAAAUGCAAAACAACAUUUGUGCCUUCGCUAAGAUAAUUUCUCUGGUCCACACACUGCAAAUUAAUUUUUCUUUACCUUGAAUCUCAGAACAUAAUUCAUAUAUCACAACCCUCCUCCAAUUUGGAUUUUUAAUAAGCCAAUGUUUUAAAUGCAUUGGGCAUAAUUAGGAGACGGGCCUAGAAAGACUUUAAAUUCUCAUGUCUUAGGUAAUGACGGGUCUCCAGCUGGAUUUAUGAUUAAAGCGCCAGAAAUUAAUAAAACCAAUGUUUUAGUCCUUAUGGCCUCCAAGAAAAUCCAGGUGCAAGCUCCCUUAGAGAAAAUACUUUCUUUUCCUUUUAACUGAGCAAUUACCGACACAAGGAAUAGAGACUGCUCAGAUUAAAAAAGGGAGGACGAUAGAGGCUCAAACCGAAAGGUGUCUGGAUUUGGGUGAUUCUUUUCCCAAGCAAAAUUCCCAAGGUCCCUUUAAGAUCCUUAUAAAGAGAACCCUUUGUGAAUUAAAAAACUCAGAAAAAAAUAUGUAAUCAGAGCUAUCAUAUACACUUAAAAAAAAAAACCUCACGAAACUAAACUCAUGUUUUUAGACUCAUGUGAUGCUCUCCCAAAGCCAUGCCCCAAAUGACCAAUCACAAUUAUUCUUUACAACUGGGCAUAUUUUAAAUUUAAAUUGUAAUUUUUUAAACUCAAAAGUUUUACAUGUUUGUAGGGGUAAAAGUGUACUGCUGACUCAGAGGAAAAAGUCUGUGAUUGUCUAGCUCUUGCCCUUGUUAAAUCUUACAGCAGCUGAUUCUCUGUGACUUUAAAAAAAAAAAA
Molecule: messenger RNA, 1802 nt
Organism: Lagenorhynchus albirostris (white-beaked dolphin)
Lineage: Eukaryota; Metazoa; Chordata; Mammalia; Artiodactyla; Delphinidae
Gene: GPHB5
Product: glycoprotein hormone subunit beta 5
Exons: 3
Coding region: 412-804 (130 amino acids)
Biological process (GO): regulation of thyroid hormone receptor signaling pathway; G protein-coupled receptor signaling pathway
Cellular component (GO): extracellular region; cytoplasm
Molecular function (GO): hormone activity
Source: RefSeq, a predicted model, not a curated record